UCAAAAUCAGAUAAGUUAUACAAAAUGGCAGUUGAUGGUGUGAAAGACCUUUUUGAUAGAAUCAUGGAUGAACAUAAUAAGUUGGUCAAAGAUAACGGAUCUUCACAAGUUCUGAAUUGUGAACCCCAUGAAGAUAAUAAUAGAAUUCAGCAAUUGCAUCAACCAUUUGUGGAAAAUCCAAACAUAUCACAAACUAAAGGAAGACCUCCCAAAGCCGAUAAAGGAAAAGGAAAAGUUAGUAGUACGGGUAGGCUACUGGCGGGGAUUGAAUCGUCUACUGCUAACAAAAAAAGAAAGUGUUCAGUUUUCCAAGACUCAACGCAUGACAAAAGAAAUUGCCCCAAAAAGGCAGAUACGGAGCAAUUAAAAAUCAGUGAUCCAAGUACAAACUCCAGCAAUGAGGAUGCCAUUUAACUUGGGAUACAAUAGUGAUUACCAGACUCGGGUAAUAAUAUACCUGUGAAGUAAUUUGUAAACUAAAUUUGACAUGAAGUCUGAGUAUUCCAAAUGUGAUUCUAUUAAUUGUAUGUCUUCCCAAGAUAAAACAUCACCUAAAUAAAAGGAAUAAGGGUGUUGUACAAACUAGAGGAAAUCUGACGUGAGUCGAACACGCAACUUUCUGGCCUAGAGCCAGACGCGCUACCAUUGCUCCACAGAUUAAUAUCAAAAUUAAACACAUUUAAGGGAAAUUAAAUAAGAACAGUAUUGCGCUACCAUAGCCACAGAAAAUAGGCAGAACGAGAAAAUGAGAAAGAAUGUAGCAUAGAAAAUUCCCAAACUAUUGAAAUGUUCGCAUUAAUCCGUAUUUGAUAGAGAAUUCAGAUGCACAUUCAUGAGCUAGGAUAUUUCUAACCUAUACCACUUAAUUGUCAACUAUAAUGUAACAUUGACAUGUUCACACAGAAGAUCCAACUUCAGUGCAUAGUACUGUGUACGGAAAAGCCAAAGUAGCCAUUGUCACUCAGAGAAAUCAUGACUCGUUAAGUUCACUGACAUGGAAAUGGAAUCCAAAUUCCAAAAUCAUAUCAAUAAACGAUAUAACCUAUUAUUUUCGCUCCUGACACAGUAAGUACAUAGGUAAUGGUCCUCAUGAUGAGCUAGCUAGCUAUAUAGGCUAGGAAGCUACUACUCGAAGAACACAAACAUAAUUAUAUAUGCAAAGAUGGGGAGUCAUGAAUGAUGGAGGAGGUAGGAGGAGAAGCCAGCAAUGAGGACCACUUGUACGUUUCAGGGUUUUUAUUGGCUUACGCGUCUUAUUUCCAACUUCCAAGUAGUAAAAAUUGAUGCAUGAGUUGGAACCUGGUGCAAGAAAAGGCUGGAUACAUAGAUUUUUGUUAUAUCUCUCAGUUUUCACAUGCGAACUGUGUACAUGGCUCUCUAUCUGCAUAUUCACAUUCAGCAAAAUAUUCCUCUUUAGAUUUCUUUUUUACCCUAAUGCAUAAGCAUCUUUGAUUCUCCUCUUAAAAUUUUCUCGACCAAGCAUUGACAUUUGGAUUUUUAAAUUACAGAGAUGAAGGAAGAUGUCAAAUUUUACCAUGUAUACCGAUAGUUGUUAUAAAUAAACCACUCAUUUUGCUAUAUGUUAACUGCUUGUAUGCACUUACCCCAACAUGACGCACUUUUUACACUCACAUAUAUUAUGAAAAUUGAGAUCUUAGUCCUACUCUUAGUUAGAGGUUACUAUUUCACAAGCAUAAACAACCCCAAGUCAUUUCCUUUAUAAUUAGAGAUGAAAUAUAUACUCUAGCCAGUCCUAAGGUUUGGUUAAAUGUUCAUCUGAUGAUAAUUAACCCAAGCACAUGCUACAACAGAAAA
Molecule: messenger RNA, 1815 nt
Organism: Papaver somniferum (opium poppy)
Lineage: Eukaryota; Viridiplantae; Streptophyta; Magnoliopsida; Ranunculales; Papaveraceae
Exons: 2
Coding region: 25-414 (129 amino acids)
Source: RefSeq, a predicted model, not a curated record